UAUUUGGAAUGGUGCCAAAACCCCGAAAUGCAAGAAUUGUUUCAGUUAAUCUUCGUAGCGUUUUACAGUGGGAUGCACCUAAGUUCCACGAAGGGAACAUAAAUUACACUGUCCAAUCUAAGAGUGUCAUCGUACCUGGAGACACAUACAGAAACGUGAGCACAAACUUGAGACUCACAGAGUGUAAUGUCUCUUCUCUGUCUGCGUAUGGAGACUACAUUUUACGGGUCAGAGCAGAAUCAGAAAAUGACCAUUCAGACUGGGUGACCGUCAGGUUUAAGCCAAUGGAUGACACAGUCAUUGGGCCACCCGACGUAAAAGUGAAGUCAGAGUCCGGGUCCCUGCAUGUGGAUUUUGUAGGCCCUUUCGCUGAACAUGACAAUUGGCCUCUAAAACAGUAUUACGGCUCGUGGAAUUACAGAAUACUGUACUGGAAGAAACGCAGCAAUACAGAGGUAACUCACAUGGACACUAAACAUAACUCUGAAAUACUGUCUUGGUUGGAGCCAUGGACAAUAUAUUGUGUUCAAGUGCAAGCAGUUAUCCCCGAGUGGAACAAAACAGGGAAGCUGAGCGGAGAGCUUUGUGAGCAGACAACUCACAACGGUGUAACUCCUGUGUGGAUAAUUGUGACUGUUCUUAUAGGAUCCAUGUUGGUCGUUGUAAUAUCUGUUCCUGUUUGUUUCUUUUCCUUCUUGUAUCUAUAUCGACUCACCAAACAUGUUUUCUGCCCUUCAUAUAUCUUCCCACAACACUUGAAAGAGUUUUUGAGCAAGCCUCCCAGCAGUUCUGAGUUUUUUUCUCCAUUCCCACAAGAAGAGCAUCUCUCUUGUGACAAGCUAACUGUCGUUGCAGAUCAUGAGACUGGGGGAGAGGCCAGCAAGACAACAGAGCACCUUCAGGGCUCUGAACAAGAAGGUUCUGAUUCAAGAAUAGUACUGGCUUCAGAAAAGGCCUAA
Messenger RNA from Eurypyga helias (sunbittern), 959 nucleotides. It is a transcript of the gene IL10RB, whose product is annotated as interleukin 10 receptor, beta. Gene Ontology annotation, molecular function: protein binding; interleukin-10 receptor activity. The record is from RefSeq and is a predicted model, not a curated record. The transcript has 6 exons. The annotation marks the transcript as partial. NCBI's taxonomy places the organism in Eukaryota, Metazoa, Chordata, Aves, Eurypygiformes, Eurypygidae.